AUGGCCAAAGUAAUACAAGAAUAUAAGUUGAUUGUAUGGGACGAGUGUACUAUGGCUCAUAAAAAAGCUAUUGAAGCACUGAACCGUUCAUUGAUUGAUCUGACUGGUAAAAAUGAUAUCAUGGGUCGGAUUACGAUUGCAUUUUCAGGUGAUUUCCGUCAAAUUUUACCUGUUGUGCAUCGGGGUACUAAAACUGAUGAAAUACAUGUAUGUAUUAAAUCGUCAAAUUUAUGGGAACAUGUUAUUAGAUUGAAACUUACGUCUAAUAUACGAGUACAAUUAAGUAAAGAACAAGAUUCAGAUGAAUUUAGUAAGUUUUUAUUGGAUAUUGGAGAGGGAAAAUUACCGAUAGACGAAAAUAAUCAAAUUUCAUUGACCCGAUGA
This is a messenger RNA of Macrosiphum euphorbiae (potato aphid), 384 nucleotides long. The record is from the annotation of a GenBank genome assembly. Lineage: Eukaryota; Metazoa; Arthropoda; Insecta; Hemiptera; Aphididae.